GCAGACGACGACGACGUGCACAAGUGCGGGCGCUGCCAGGCCGAGUUCACCUCCUUGGAGGACUUCGUUCAACACAAGCUGCAGAAGACCUGUCAGCGGACGCAAGACGCCGUUGCUGCCGCGUCGGCGAAUCUUCUGGGUCCGGAAGCGCAAAAGGUCGUUCCUUCUGUUGAGGAAUCGAUAACUGUUGCUCAUAUAGUUGUUGAGACCUCUUCGAUAGCAGAAGAAAUCAGUAAUGCAUCAGCUAUCGUAGGAAGUGGGCACAUCAAGGAGGUCAUUGUUGCAGGAGAUCAUGUUUUUGAAAAUCCCAAUGGUGACAUUGAUGGUGAGAUCACUGAAGGGCAGGACAGCCCUGAUGACAGAGAACAGGGCAUCUCCACAGAACUCAUCAAGGUGAAGCUGCUGGUGAAUAAAGAAGGCCGAUAUGUGUGCGAGUUGUGUCAGAAGACAUUUAAAACGGCCAGUAUUCUCAAAGCUCACAUGAUCACUCACAGCAGCAGGAAGGACUAUGAAUGUAAACUCUGUGGAACGUCCUUUAGGACAAAGGGCUCUCUAAUCAGACACCACCGGCGCCACACAGAUGAGCGACCUUACAAAUGCAAAAAGUGUGGGAAAAGCUUCAGAGAAUCAGGAGCUUUGACUCGGCAUCUGAAAUCCUUGACGCCUUGCACUGAAAAAAUCCGCUUCAACAUGAACAAAGAAAUAGUUGUUAAUAAAGAUGAUUUGCCAACAGGAUCCUGUAGCUCGAAUGCAGAGACUGUUUCAUCUAUAGCAAGUGAAUCCAUUGAGACAUCUCCCGUGAUUCAUCUAGUGACUGAUGCAAAAGGCAAUGUUCUUCACGAAGUCCACGUCCAAAUGCAGGAACUGCCUGUUGUUGAUACUAAAUCCUUGGACCAAGAUCCAUCUAAUCCCGAGGAGCUGUCAUGCGAAGGGGAAGUGAACAGUGAGAAUUUGCUGAGACAGGCCAUGAGGAAUUCUGGCAUUGUGAUUGAGAGAGUCACCAUGGAGGAGAUUCAGAAAUCCGACGAAGCCAGUGCAGCUGCUUCUGAAGAGCUAGAAAAUGAAGGGGUAGAAGCGGAAGAAGAGCUAUGUGGAGAACAGUGUAUCGAAAUAGAGCAAGUAGAGACUACAGAUUCACAAACAACAAAUGGCUACAAAAGUUACGUUUGCUCUCAUUGCACUGAAGUCUUCAGUGAGGCUGCUUUCCUUGAAACGCACAUGAAAGAACAUUUAGAGUACAAGCCGUUUAGAUGCGAGGAGUGUGGGAAGGAGUUCCCCAAGGGCUACCUGUUAAAGAAGCACCAAGAAGUGCAUGUCCAUGAGCGGCGCUUCCGCUGCGGGGAGUGUGGGAAGCUGUACAAGACCAUCGCACACGUGAAGGGCCACAGGAGGGUCCACUCGGAUGAGCGCCCCUACUCUUGCCCAAAGUGCGGCAAGAGGUACAAGACCAAGAAUGCCCAGCAGGUUCACUUCCGGACGCACCUGGAGGACAAGCCCUACGUGUGCCAAUACUGCAGCCGGGGCUUCCGGGAGAAGGGCUCGCUGGUGCGUCACAUCCGGCACCACACAGGCGAGAAGCCGUUCAAGUGCUACAAGUGCGGGCGGGGGUUUGCGGAGCAUGGCACUCUCAACCGGCACCUGAAAACCAAAGGUGGCUGCCUUCUUGCAUUGAAGGAGGCUGAAGAAGUGCUGGUUUCAGAAGAAAGCCAGUCAGCUGACAACUUAGCUGCCACUGUUAUUUCUGAAGAUCCUCACACUGUUCUGGUGGAGUUUUCCUCUGUGGUGGCAGACACUCAGGAAUACAUCAUCGAGACCGCCACAGAAGACAUGGAGACCAGUGAAGCUACUGAAAUAAUAGAGGGAACAAGACAUGAGAUGGACAGUCACAUCAUGAAGGUUGUACAGCAGAUAGUGAACCAAGCAAACUCUGGCCACCAGAUCAUCGUGCAGAACGUUACGGUGGCAGAGGACUCGGAGGUAACCACUGAUGCUGCAGACACAAUCACCAUAGCAACUCCGGAGAGUCUCACGGAGCAGGUUGCUAUGACAUUGGCUUCUGCUAUCGGCGAAGGAGCGGUGCUGACGACAGAGGGUAGCAUUGAGACGGAGGAAGCAACAGUAACGAUGGUUGCAUCAGAGGACAUUGAAAUAAUGGAGCACGCAGGAGAGUUUGUUAUAGCUUCCCAGGAGGGGGAGGUGGAGGUUCAGACAGUGAUUGUGUAGCCCCUGGCACAGGGUGAGUGGCAGACCCCCAGCACGUCUCCAGCAGCGUUUCUCUCCAGGGUGGGGAAUUAGGGUAGAGCUGCAUAAGCUGGCCCAUCCCGGUGUCUGAGGAGUGGGAGGAAAAGCCAUCUUGCGUAGAGUUAUAUAUAAACCAAACCAAACCCUUUAUAACCAGAUGGAAGUGGCUUGAAUCAAAUACAGCCCUGCUAUUACACUUUUCAGUUGACAUGGAAAUGUCAGACUCCUGCAUGGUUUUACUGUGGAGGUGACUGCUCAGUCUUGACUGCCACAGACUCCGUGUUUUGUACAGCUGCCUCAAAUAAAGGAACGUCCUUUGCAAAGCAGUAACCUUGGACCACGGGACGGUAGUGUUCUGAGAUUUACCCUUCAGCAUAGAAGGUAAAGCACGUGUGUCAUUUCUUGCGAGAGAGACUCCUCGCUACCUAAGCUAACUGUAGUCAGUUAAUAAACUCUGAGGCAUUUUUGGGGUGAACUUACCAAAGCUGGAAGGCUACUGCUUCCUGCCUUCCAGCCUCCCCUCAUAAUGGUAAUGCAGGUUUAGCUUGCUUGAUCAUGAGAACAGCCUUACGUACUUGUGUACGAGCAGUACAUCACUAUAUCCUUGCUGUGUCACAAGGCUGCUCCAAGAGCUGGCCUGUCCGUGUAGAAAGCCAUACUGUACGUGACGUUUUUUACCCAGGUACAGAUUUUUAAUUGCCUCUUGUACAGUUUCAGCUUGUAAAUAAAAAAAAACAAACACAUUUUUUUAAUAAAAUAUAUUUUAAGUUGCU
Alligator sinensis (Chinese alligator) is the source of this 3014-nucleotide messenger RNA. RefSeq names its product E4F transcription factor 1 (gene E4F1). The annotation marks the transcript as partial. NCBI's taxonomy places the organism in Eukaryota, Metazoa, Chordata, Crocodylia, Alligatoridae. The record is from RefSeq and is a predicted model, not a curated record. The transcript has 13 exons. Gene Ontology annotation, molecular function: DNA-binding transcription factor activity, RNA polymerase II-specific; RNA polymerase II cis-regulatory region sequence-specific DNA binding. Gene Ontology annotation, cellular component: nucleus. Gene Ontology annotation, biological process: regulation of transcription by RNA polymerase II.